AAAAUACCGUCCGAUUAGUAGCACUACAUUGGUAACGGAUUCCGAUAAGAAGCUGACGGAUCGCCACUCCGCGUCCCUGCGACCCCGGCACUUAGAAAGCUCCGUUUUAGGAGUCUACUGGGUGUCGUAGUUUACUCCGAAGCCACCUACUAUCGGAGCCAUUUGACGCAUCGCGUUACUCGGGUUUUCAAUCAUGCGGGUUUUCCGCAAAAUUGGGAGGCUCUCACGGACGCGAUGAGUGACUCAUCGCAAUCGCACGGUCCAGCAAUGGCGACGUCAGCUGAGGGAAAUCUCAAGCGUUCAUCUGCACAACCAGUCACGCCAGGACGAUGCGGAUUCUCGAAGCACCCACCAACGAGUCGUCUGCGUCGCCAGCUGGCCGCCUGCUGGUCGUUAGUCCUCGCGACCGUUGCGACGGGUGGUUACCACGCCAAACUCGCGACGGCCGCCAGUCCUGGGCUGUGGGAGCUGGUGUCACUCAAGCGCGUCCUAGCAGGGUCUUCCCCGGGCGCCCUCGCCGCGUACAGUGACUCGGGGGAUCCGUGCAGAGGGGGGUGGGGCGACAGGGUGGCGUGCAACGAGCAAGAUCAUAUCAUUGCACUCAACUUUACAGGAGAGGGUCUCAAGGGGACCCUCCCCGGCAAGGAGCUGUCGACUUUUCGUACACUAGUGAGCCUUGACUUUGGGCAGAACAGUUUCACGGGCCAUAUACCCCCAGAAUUGGCAUCACUAACUUCCCUAACUUAUCUGUCACUGGCAUCCAACAACCUCACCGGCGCUGUACCGUCGUGGCUCGGCCUCUCCUUUCUUAACCUCGUCGAACUGCACCUCAGCAACAACCACCUGGAAAGAGCCCUGCCUGAGAGCAUUGGCGGCCUUCAGGUGUUACAAACAAUGGAUCUGAGUGGCAACAGACUAACCGGCAGCAUUCCACAGAGUAUCCACGGCUGCAAUGCCGCCAUGCGCCUGAAUGUCUCCUUCAACUCUCUCACCGGCAGCCUCCCAGCAUCCAUCGGUUCGAUGAGAACCCUGCAAGCGCUUGACCUCCAGUCGAACCAUCUGUCCGGCUCCAUACCUGAAGCAAUCGGCCACGCCACCACUCUCACUCUCCUAUCUUUGGACGGCAAUCUCCUCUCCGGACCAAUCACAUCAUCCCUCGGCAAGCUGCCCUUGUUACACAGCUUAGGUCUCUCCAAUAACAAGCUAGAGGGCCCCAUCCCUGAGUCGUUUCGACAGCUGCCAAGCAUUGCCUUCUUUGACGCCAGUCACAACACUGGGAUGAACGGGCCUCUUCCGGACUUCCUGGGCGAUAUAACUACACUCCAAUCACUGUCCCUCCAAAAUUGCUCCGUCUCCGGCCCCCUCCCCCCCUCCCUCACAAUCCUCCCUCUCCUCUCCUCCCUCCUCCUCUCUCACAACGCGCUCUCAGGCGCCCUCCCUCCCCUCCUCUCCGCGCUGUCCUCCCUCUCCACCCUCCACCUCUCCAACAACCUCCUCUCUGGUAACAUCCCCGAGUCAAUCUGUAACACGCGUGUGCUUGCUGAUCUGGACCUCUCGGCCAAUCAUCUGCAAGGGAGAAUACCCUCCUGCCUCGUGGAAAUGCCCACGCUGCAAUUUUUGUCACUGGCGUUCAACAACCUCUCUGGCCCUCUUCCCCAACUACCUGCCGGCAGCGAGCUACAGUUCAUCUACAACCACAACUGUUUGGACAACGCCCCUCAGCAAGCAUGCGCCCUGCACCCUCCUGGCAGCAUCUCACCGGCCCCCGUCCCUACUCCCAGCAGCAGCAGCAGCAGCAACAGCAGCAGUGGCAGCAGCUAUACCUCGUCCUUAUCGCCUCUCACCUACACGCUCGUAGCUCUGCUCAUCCUCACGGUUGCUUCCAUCGUGCUCUUCUCUCUCUUCGGCACGGUUCACCACAUCACUGUCAAAGCAAGCAAGAAGAAACAGAUGACUCAUCUACCCGAGUUCACAGUCUCAAGACUGCGUGCCUCAACGAGGGGCUUUUCCACAGAGCACGGUAGAGGGAGCUUUGGGACUGCUUAUAUCGCGUAUGACCUGUUUCCAGAGGGGAGCGGAGGAGCAGAAGGAUCCCCUGGAGCAGCACCCAACAAGCAUGGGCAUGGGCAUGGGCAUGGGUACAUGCAGGCGAAUACCCAUGUCAUGCUGCCAUCCAUCCCCCAUCCGGAGAGGCAUGGGCUCGUCAAAAGAGCCAGGGACCCUGACAGUUUCCCGGAAGCUGCAUUCUGUCAAAAGAUCGCGCUGCUAGCAGCAGCGAGCAACCGGCACCCCUGCAUGGUGCACGUGAAGGGGUUCUGUGCAAAUGGUGGGGAGCGGAUGGUGGUGCUCGAGCUGGUUACAGGGGGCACGCUGCACCAGCGAAUGCUAAGAGGAGACCUGGACGCGCUGACAUGGGAGGAGCGGGUGCGAGUGGCAGUGGACGUGGCGUCUGCCCUGUACCACCUUCACUUUAAUCACAACCCGCCCUUUGUGCACCGCGCUGUGACCUCCUUCAAUGUGCUUCUAACGGAAGACAUGACUGCAAAGCUAUCCGACCUAGGUUUGGCCCGAGGCAGCUCCGAUGCUUCGGGCUUUCGCCCGCUGCAGUCGUCCCUAGGCGUGGCGACGACGGCAGACGUACUGGCCUAUGGCGUGCUGCUGCUGGAACUUAUAACGGGGCAGACUGCAGAUGGGACAACACAGAUCGUCGCUACAGCUGCUCCCUUCCUAGACGACCCACAGAUGAUGCCGCUCAUGGCAGACGCCCAGCUGGGAGGGCACUUUGAUCGGUUGCAGCUGGAGGUGCUCGCCUCGCUGGCACGGGCUUGCAUACAGGACGACGCUGCCGCCCGCCCCACGAUGCCCGAGAUACGGCAGGCUCUGGAGCAGCACCUGCAGGUGGAUCCUCAGGUGUUUGAGCCCCUGGACGUGGAGGUUGGGGGCGUGACACUAGGGGUCAGUGACUAUAUGGAGGGGGGGCAGAUGCUGCUGCUGCUGAUGGUGGUAAUGCUGCUGAUGGUGGUGGUGGUGCUGCUGCUGCUGGGGAUGGUGGGUAUGGGGCUAGUGACAAUGAGUUUGCUUCUGCUCCUCUUGCCACUCCCCUUGCUGCUGCUGCACUGGGAACUCCUCGGAAUACUGCGAGUGACUGGGCGGCAAAGAUCGUCGCUACUUUUGGUGCCACUGCUGCUGCCCCUGACGCAGGUUCUUAUAGCGAAGGGCAGGCGGGGCAGGGGGAGGCGGACAGCAGUGUGCUUCUAGAGAGUGGGUUUUCUGCCCCAGUGCCUAAGGGCAGCAAGGCAAAGACAAGGCCACGACAGGGGGCACGAGGGAGAGGAGGGAGAGGAAGGGGGGUAGGAGUGGGAGGAGUGGGGGGAGGAGCAGGGGGAGGAGCAGGAUCGUCUGUAUCAGGAGCAGCAGCAAGAGGGGGGGGAGGUGGAGGGGUGGGAGGAGCAGCAGCAGGAGCAUGGGCCGCGGUGGGGGGUGUGGUAGAGUCUGUGAAAGGGAGUGUGUCAAGGGGGGUGUGUGUGGGGGUUCCGGGUAGUGUGAGUGAGGUGAGGGAUGUGGAAGCUGCUUCUCUGCUUAUAUCGAGACCAAGAAUGGAGAAUGGUGAUGGUUAUUAGCAUUAACACUUAGUGGAUCAACAACA
Molecule: messenger RNA, 3646 nt
Organism: Closterium sp. NIES-67
Lineage: Eukaryota; Viridiplantae; Streptophyta; Zygnematophyceae; Desmidiales; Closteriaceae
Source: the annotation of a GenBank genome assembly